GAAAAACUUGUCACGUGAGACGGUGCACUAGCACUGGUGCGUCUGUAGACCAUGAGCUGCUUCUCAAAUGCUUGAGACAAAUGGAAGCUCUCAGGAUGGCUUUUGUACUUACCGUCCUCCGACUAACUGGUUUGGUGUUUGGUCUAAUUGUAGUCACGUGCAUUGCUUCUACGCUCUCUGACACGUACGGCAAUGACGUUCUCAGAAUCAGAGUGUGCUACUUUGACCAUCAAGACGGUGCCUGCGAUUUUGGCAUGUGGCUCGCUGACUGUGCUGGUAGCUGCCUUGAUUUGUGGUUUUGACUUUGUGGGAAGCCACAGUGCGGCCGUGCAGCAAUUUCGGCAAAUUGUUCUCUUAGUGAGCAGCGGAGUGGCAGUCCUCAUCUCAAUUAUGUGGCUUGUCUGUUUUGUCAUUUUGAGGAAGCUGUGGAACGAGGGACUUGGAAAUGACCUUCCGGAUGAGUACAAGAGAUUGGGGCAGACAACCCUAGCUUUUAGUUUACUUUCUAUUCCUUUAUGGGCUGCUGUAGGUUUUCUAGCAUUUCGAAGUAAUACUGCUGCUUCUCAAGCGAAGUCAAAUUUCAGCUGACAAAAUGUUUAUUUCCCUUUUUAACUUGACUGUAUGACUUAGUGUCUACUCAUUUUUUGGAGUAAGUGUACAGAGGCGUAGAGCAUUUUUGGAGGCAAGCGAUUCAGUUGAUGAUACUCUGGAUGUGUUUAUUGGCUAGAGUAUGCUCUCAGGAUUCUUUCUUACAACACACUUGAGUGUCUGG
Corticium candelabrum is the source of this 772-nucleotide messenger RNA. RefSeq lists its product as uncharacterized. NCBI's taxonomy places the organism in Eukaryota, Metazoa, Porifera, Homoscleromorpha, Homosclerophorida, Plakinidae. The record is from RefSeq and is a predicted model, not a curated record. Bases 193 to 588 code for a protein of 131 amino acids. The transcript has 4 exons.